Aspergillus saccharolyticus JOP 1030-1 is the source of this 2767-nucleotide messenger RNA. Its product is annotated as AFI1/MesA family protein. The transcript is spliced from 3 exons. Lineage: Eukaryota; Fungi; Ascomycota; Eurotiomycetes; Eurotiales; Aspergillaceae. Gene Ontology annotation, cellular component: plasma membrane. The coding region runs from base 244 to 2580 and encodes 778 amino acids. The record is from RefSeq and is a predicted model, not a curated record. Gene Ontology annotation, biological process: actin cortical patch localization.
UGGUCCUCCCCCCCUCCCCCAUAUUUCUCAAUUGACGCUUUCAAACGAACCUUUCUCAAGAUAUACCCUGGGGUCAGGGCUCAGGGUGACAUGUCCACUCUCCGCCAACUUCAUUGAAAGCGGUCGGUCGCCGCCGUGCUUCUUCAUUUGCCGGUUGUCCCCAUUCGCGAAGGCGACCACGACGACUUCCAGCUUCACCCCUCACAACCCCUUCGCUAUUUUCUCUCGACCAAUUGACGAAAGAUGAGCAUAUCGUUGCCCUACCGCUCAGCUGACGAUGCGGGUGGCCUUCCAAGGCUUUCGCCCGCCCCAUCCCUUUUGCACCAUCGCACGCCGAGCAGUUCUCGCACAUCUCUCCGCCAGCCGUCCCUUGCCAAUGUUCCUGCCACCGCUGCCUUAUUUCCCAAGCCGCGCAAAUGCAAGUCGCAAUACCCUCGGGACUCGUCCGAGCGACAUGUCGAGUACAUCCUUGUCGCAUCCUUCCACAUUGAUCGCGGACCGAUUAUGGAGCAUCAGUAUCCCACUGCGAUCAGUGGAGACGAGAGCAUGUUGGCAGAGCUCAUGCUGCCCGAUCAGACCCAUGUACGAAGCCAGGACUGGACCAUAUUCUUUUUACAUAAAGAUACAAGCGCCGAUGCCGACGACGAUGCCUCGAUAUCGAGCAAGAAGCAGAAGAAGAAAAAGGGAAAGCGCAGGGCCGGUGAUGGGGCGCAGUCGACUGAGGGCGAUAAUAGGGAGGUGGAGGAUUCCACAGAGGCCGAGGACAGCAGCGACGACGAAGAGGAGGGAGGCGAAGGCCCUCCUUUGAUGUAUGUGCUCAAUCUGGUCAACACAAAACAAGAUAACACAGUCAAGCGUGGUGCGGUCGUGAAGGCAAUGGCAAUCUGUACGCGGCAUUCUUUCCUUCAUAUCUAUAAACCAUUGUUGUUGUUAGCCCUGGAGGACUACUUCAAGAACCCGUACCCCGAAACGCUUGCCACGUUAUACAAUGCUGUUAACAACAUGGACUUGUCGCUGAUGCCGAGACUAUCGCUCUUGGAAAGACAAAUCUUGCAGGCAAGCAAUUGCAAAGACAUGUUCAUCGAGAAAUUCGAACAAAUGAUACACCAACGGUUACUAGAAGAUGGCGCCCCGCCAGAUGACGAGGACGAUCCGCCAUCGCCCAAGCGUCAGGCGCCCCCUCAAUACGCCCUUCCACGCGAUACCCACGAAUUCGAAUCUAAAGUCGUUUACAACGAGAUUCCCAUUCCUGUCAAGGUCCCCACGGUUAUCUGGCCAGAGACUGUGGGCGACUUUUCCCUGAUCAAACUCAUCCAGACCUUUUCCGCUCCACAUAACUCUUCCCCACAAGCCUUUCCCGUUCACCCGCAUCUGACUACCAGCGGGCCUUUUACACAUCCCAUUAUUGUCCUCGUCAACGCGAUGCUCACCCAGAAAAGAGUCAUAUUUCUGGGCCAUAACCGGCCGUCCGGUGAGGUGGCUGAAGCAGUACUGGCCGCGUGUGCUAUUGCGUCGGGCGGUGUAUUGCGAGGCUUCACGCGACACGCCUUCCCUUACACAGAUUUAACGAAAAUUGAUGAUCUACUGAAGGUACCUGGGUUCAUUGCUGGUGUCACGAAUCCCACCUUUGCCAAUCAUCCGGAGUGGUGGGAUGUGCUUUGCGAUCUUCCCACUGGUCGAAUGAAAAUCAGUAGUUUCAUUGAGCCUGCGCCGGUCACCGAAGGGUUGCUCUAUUUCCAGCAGCAGGCUUCAUUACACCAUUAUCCGUCCAGCUCGAAUACCGACCCCAGCGGGGACAACGUCUUCAUGGAAGAGAUUCAGCGGAGUAUCACAAACCGCUAUGGUGAGAACGCGAUCCGCGCCAAAUGGCGAGCAUACAUCAUGAAGUUCACGCAGCUUGCCGCUGCAUUUGAGGAAAUGGUCUACGGCGCGUCGAAUCUUUUCAUCAUCGGGCCCAAUGAAGAACUCUCACCAGAGAGUCCGAGUGGAGUACAGGCCGAUCCGCUGGAUCCGACCACCCUUCGCGGCCACGGCUAUGUCUGGCCCGACGAGGGCGCAAAACAACGGGAGCUGCUGGCCUCCGUAUCGCGUAUCGAAGGAUGGCGCACAACACGAUCUUACUAUUCGUUCAUCCAGGACAUCGCUGCCAUGUAUUAUCCGGCGCGACCUAUUCUCAAGCCCGAUCUCCUCCACCACCACAACCGGCUUCGCGCCUUGCGACUCUCCGCUGCUGAUUCAGGGGCCAUCUAUAUCGCAUUUGCGCACGCGGUCAAGGAUUAUGCGGGCAUCUGCCAGCUUCUGACCAUCACGCCCGAGAACCAAGCGGGACUUUUCUACAUCAGCAUGGGCCUCUUCCACCCGUACCCUCCUGUCCGUGAGGCGACGGUGGAGCUGCUCGAGCGGAUCGCCGCCCAUCCUGCAGGGCGGCAUUUCUGGGCCCAGCUCAACCGAUUUGCGAAAUUGGCGUUCUUCCGCAUCAAACGCGAGCGCGAUGCAGCGGCGCAGAGCUCCUCGUUCGGGCUAGGCACGGGGUCGUUUGGCCCGCAGAGCUUGGUCGCUGUCGCUAUGGGGGAUGCAUAGAUUGCGCCUGGAGCCGUUCUUGCCCUCUGAAACUGCUGGUGCUAUGCCCGUGCGGGCUCCGUCACCACAUUACGACCUUGAUUAACCUCUUGUAUAUGUAGCUAUGUUCGAUUAGCUUAUUCCUUCCCCACCCCAAAUGUCUAUACCUGGGUGCGAACCACCCAUCACAAAUUUUACAAUUUUACGA